This is a messenger RNA of Ricinus communis (castor bean), 345 nucleotides long. RefSeq names its product peroxidase-like protein 2. Bases 1 to 345 code for a protein of 114 amino acids. The record is from RefSeq and is a predicted model, not a curated record. The transcript has a single exon. NCBI's taxonomy places the organism in Eukaryota, Viridiplantae, Streptophyta, Magnoliopsida, Malpighiales, Euphorbiaceae.
AUGGAAGGAAUUGUAGUUGGGAUGGUGGGUAUAGAGGGCAUGCUUGGGAACGGAGGCAAAGUGACAUUUGGGAGUGUAGGCAUGUUGGGCAGGCUUGGAAGUGGAGGCAUUGUAGGCUUAGGCAGAGAAGGUUGGAUAGUUGGCAAAGUUGGUAAUGUAGGCUGUGGAAGAGUUGGAAUACUUGGCAAUAGUGGCAUUGUUGGCUUUGGCAAAUUUGGCACGGAAGGCAAAGGUGGCAUUUGCAGUAGAUUGCGAGCAGCUAAUCCGACAUCCAUGCUUGAAAAUGACAAUACAACAAAGAAAGCAGUAAGGUUGAAGGAGUUGAAAGAGGCCAUAAUGAUUUAG